GAAAAUUAGUGACAUGUCGCUGAAAAUCAAACCUUUUUUUUCUCUUUCCCCGACUGACAAUGGGAGAGCCGCUAUCACCUCUUCAAGGCCCUCCUCCGGAUCAUCGCAUUCCACGCGAAUUCUCAUGUAAACAACACCGCCAUCACUCUGAACUGAGCCAUGAAUCGACGUAACCUCCGUCUCUGGGAGUCGCCACUCCGCCGAAGGGUGGGGGUAACCGAUCAGCCAAAUGAGACAAAAAACCUCGGCAAAAGCGGGCAAAAGUUGUCGGAUGCUGUCUGGCUUAUUCCGCACGUAGACAGUCGUUCAAAACAGGGGGGGAUUUCGCGACAAUUUAAUGGGUUAUCGUGUGUACCUACCCAAUCCCACGAAUAAUCCACCCAAUUUAACCGGAUUAAUCGCAAUCGAGUGCCACAAAACAGUGAAAUUUUGGAGUUGGAGCGGUGAUAUGAGAAUUUUAGAGUCAAAAAAUCACGAAAACGUGUGGAUAAGGAGUGGAUAAUUCCCGUUGGUGAACAGCUGACGAGUGGCAAGUGUAAAAAAGAGAGAGAGACUGACAAAAGGGGGAAACUUCAACACUUGAGGAAGAUAAAACAAUUAAGCUGAUAAGCGUGCGCUUGCAAAUGUCUGAAUGAGCACGUAAUUCUCGCUGGAAUAGCUUUUACCACUGGGUUAUGUGUUUCGUAUGGCUCGAGGGCCGGGAAUAUGGCCACUGUUUUCGAGAGUCCAUUUCUGUCGAAUAGACUGCGACAGAUCGAGGAACGUUACGAGGAACCGACGACAUUUGGGAGAUGUGACUGCACAAGCUAUAGCUAUCUAGCGUUGAGUGUUGUGCUGUUUAUCAUUGGCACUGCUAUUACCAUACUGGCACUUGGUGAUGCUGCCAAUGGACAAGUGUUCAGUAAUCUUGGGCACAUGUGGCUUGUUGGACCGAUUUUCAUUUGCUCAGGGCUCAUGGUCGGGGCCAAAUGCAUUCUGUAUCUCAGGAGGAAGUCGGUUAUUCAGAUGCUUGUCCAUCAGCGUCAGCUGUUCAGGCAUUUACAGGAGUUAGCAGGAGCUCAAGGUGUGAAUGGUUCCGGUGCAGGUACUCCUGGGCCUCCCCCUUACGAUUCGAUAGCUCAAGGUCAAGGACCCAGUGAACUGCCGCCACCGACGUACGCCGAGGCCGUUGCUCUACUCCAUCAGACUGAUAUUCAUGGUGCAAAGCCCUCGAGCGAGUCCCAACAGGAUGAUGGUUUCCCAACAGUUGGAACCACACGAGCCAAACCCUGAAAUGCUUCCAAGUACUUCUGUUUUUUUUUCUAUUUAUUAUUAACGACUUCGAUCAGGAUAAUGUGGUUAAUAAUGACGACUGAUUGUCAACUCACUACGAACAAUUUUUUCUUUUGGUCUUAAUGGUCUUAAUUAGGAAGCGGUAGGGCCAUUGUGCAUUUUAAGAUUUCCUUCGCAAGGUCAAGUCGUGAUUGAACAAAUUUAAUUUUCCUCCCUUUGUUUUUUUUUAUCGACUUAAGUAGUACUUAAUGCUUCGGAGGAGUGACUGGUGAUGCAGCUGUAAUUCUUAGCUUUAGUUCGAUUAUCGUAGGUUUUUCAAAUGCAAGUACUAUCUGUAUUCGUUGCAAUCCCAAUAUAGGGACAUUUACAUUAGGCUUUUUUCGUUGUUUUUUCAGCAUUCUCGACACUGUUUAAUGGAGUGUUUGAGUCAUGAAGUUUUGGGCAUAAAUUUAAUAUUUUAAUUUGUUUAUGAAGAUGUAUGAACUCUCUUCGGUCUGUUAGUGAAUGAUUUUAUAAUUGACGGGGCGGGUUUUUGAAAUUUUGGUGAAAAUGAAAAUUUUAUCGAAAACUGUCAAUUCAAUUCAACAAAGAAAUAUUAUUUGACUCGUGAAAUGUGAGAGGGUCUGUAUAAUUCAGCUGGGGGACCCCCGUUCUCCCCCACUGCUUCGAGAAUCUAAAAUGUACACCAAGUUGACUUCAGUUUUCUUGUAUAAAAAAAAAACAGAAUCUAGAGUAAUCGACUCAUUUUGUGAAUUGAAAAAAAUAUUUUUCUACUGAUACGGUCUCAAGAAUUAAGACUGCAUUCAUGCCUUAAAAUAAUUCUAACGAUGCCUCAAGUGAGAUGUACUUGAAAUCAUGAGGUCUAAAAAUGGAAUUGAUAAGAAUUGUUUUUUUGAAAAAGACAAAUAUCGUGAUGAGAAAAUACGGAACAAUUGGUCAGUAUUACUGCUAAGCGGAACGAAACAAGCUGUUUUUUUGGCAAAUUUGAUAAAAAAAAUUUCGACAAUUGAAUUUACCAAGUACUAUAAUAAUCUCUCAUUAAUUAUCAUAAACACUCUCAUCGACGCAUCAACGUUGAAUCAAAACUUAUCAAUAAUUAAUGAUUAGUAGACACGUACAUACCUCGUGUAAUGCAUAAAAUAAUUUUUACAAUAAUCAAUUGUGAUGUUUUUCUCUUUUUGUAUGUAUAUACAUCCAAUGAAAUAUAAUUAAUCUGAAGGAAUAAAAA
This is a messenger RNA of Diachasma alloeum, 2500 nucleotides long. RefSeq lists its product as uncharacterized. Lineage: Eukaryota; Metazoa; Arthropoda; Insecta; Hymenoptera; Braconidae. The transcript has 3 exons. The record is from RefSeq and is a predicted model, not a curated record. The coding region runs from base 706 to 1272 and encodes 188 amino acids.